AUGGAGCAAACACUCCACACGCCACUUCCGCACAUAAAGGCUCCAGUAGAGCCUGUGAAGGCUCCUACAGAGCCCGUAAAGGCUCCUAUAGUAGCCGCUAUGAAACCAGAAGGGCUAGGCGAGCUGGGUGCUAUGUAUCAUCCGUCGGGUGCUUGGGACACGGCAUCCACUUCCAGCGGCGGUCCUUCUAUCAACAGCUGCUCAAGCAUUGUGCAGCCAGUUAGCAGUUCCACAAACAGGUUAUCGUCGUCGUUUGAUGAAUCUGAUGUCAGCUUAAAAAGCAACAGAGGCGAUAUGCCUUCCACAAUUAAGCAUCAGUAUGUCGGUGUCUUACCAGGUGUUCUGUCCUCCAGCUCAGCUUCCGGUGGGCUUCCUUCAAAGGCUGUGGCCAUUCCCGAUAUGUCGCCAGCAUGGGGCCAGUACCAAAUUAGCACUACACCGGGGACUUGUACGCCGCUAUACUGCAGCUUGACGCCAACUAGGAUCCCAUCCCAACAAGGCCCUGCUUCUGGCGACGUUGAUGAAUCACAGGCGCAGCCGGCAUAUUUGGAGCCAGCACACCCUCAUAGGAAAUGUGUACACUCUUCUGAAAGUCUUGUGGAGUUACAUACAGACAAGAAUCCUUCUUAUAAUCGAGAAGGCGGUGCAUUGGGGAGCCGCAAGCUGUCUCUUUUGCUUAACGAAACACCACUGCAAGUGGAUUCACUGCCACAGGAGGUGCAAGCAAUGCUUCACAAAGAGGGAGAAUCAGUAAGCCAGGAGCUGCCGGUAUCUGUCCCACGCUGGUUUGACGCUGAAACAGGCUGCAUCCGUCAUGAAUACCUUCCUGAGCUCCCAAGUUACCGUAUGACUCUUAACACUUCCGUUGCGAAGCUCUCGGCAGCAUCUCGCGUUUACCAGCGCACCCGAUGGCCUGGCGAGCCCGCCAAAGUGGCCUUCUCCGGUUCUCAGCCCUAUAAAGCCAGAAGCAUCCGGCGUAUUUCUUGCCCUGAAACUAGUAUCCUUCGGAGAAAGUCCGACUUUGUCUCCGCAUCAUCGCAACCCCAAUCAAAUAUUCAAGCACCAGCAGAAACCGCUAGACAUGCCAGAAAUACUGUACUCUCUGAUGUGUCCGGAGGUCUUGCAGCGCGCAAUCGGCGCGUUCGUUUUGCCACCGUGGCGUCCGCCAGAGAAUACACAGAAAGAUCUCCUUCUCCGGUAGCCGGCGUUUCAAUGGUUUCAGAGCCACCGACGCUUGCAGGCCUUUGCCAAGAUGAUCCUUGGGGCACCCCAGAAGACGAUAGACUAGUACAGUUCCUGCCGGGCGACAAGAUCUCCUCGACACGAGCCACAAAGCUUCUCGACUGCAUGAUGGAAAUAGUUCAACGGCUCUUAAAGCAUUCAUCGGUACACAGUGCAGACCACGCGCAACUGGAAACAAGCUUAAGACUGCUCCAACACUUUGGAACAGAAUGUGUGGGCCGAGUACCGGCGCUUUGUUUCCUGGCAGACACUUUGGAAGCCUGCGAGCAGCUAGUGAAGGACAAGCUACCUGAGGAGGAGGCAGCAUUACUAUUGCUGCUGAUAGAAGCGACUAAAAAGCCGCUGCUCUCGCGAGAGGCGGUUCUGAGACUCCACCGUAUUAAACAACAGAUGCGAUACCCACAGUAUCUCGAUUUGUUCCUGACUCCCUUAGAAACCCUGCAGGUAUCCUAAAGUACCAUUCAUACACGGGCUACGCCAGCUGUCCUUGGGCCUCGCCUUCGGAUCUGCGACAGACGAAAGGCUACCACGAGGCUUUCCCUUUACGCCGCGAUUGCUGAUGAGACCCUUCUGGAUCCUGCGUGCAAAGUCCACGCCAAUGCCUUUCUAGUAAACGACUCGGCGUGUGGAAUCGUUACUUCACGACCAUGGAACGGCAGCAAAAAUCCCAGAGCAUUUGCAGUAGACAUCCUUAAGCUGUGUGAAGAGGAUAUUCUGGCAAGUCAGCAACGAAUGAAGUGUGACGAAUCUUCUCCAUCUGGUCAACAAGCAAACCCCAGAAAAGCAAGCAGCAUUACCAUGAUUAUUGAGAGUGCCUUACGUAGAACGUCAGAACUUGGCACGUGCAGUAUGGGCCUGCUAGCACUCGACGAUGCAGGAGAAAGAUUGCGCUUCGCUACUUGUGGAUUCGUGAGGCUUCUCGUCCUAAGACGGUCUUCUGCUUCUGGAAUUUUGUCUCGAGUGGCUGAGGCACCAGUGAGGAAUGCUGCUGUCGCUGCAGAGACGCAGUUGUUCAAGUGGCCCUCAAAAAAGGAGCUGAUCGAUGAUAUUGCUCGCCAAGCCGAAUGCCAGGACACCAGUGGAGUGGACACUUCCAAGGGAAGUGUGGACCCUGCAGCGCGAAGGCAGGCCUUGCUCAGAGUCAUUGAGUGGGCGGAAAAUGGUAAUGGAUGGAGCUCUCGAGGCCUUGUGGAGCAAGAAGUGUCUGUGCAAGAGGGCGAUUUCUUUAUCAUGGCGGAUGACAUUUUGUUCGAUAUCGUUAGUAGCGAAGAAAUGCGCCACUUGUUUUCAUGCUGUCUUACACCAGAAGAGGGCAAGGACGCCACUGACAUUUCGCUGUGCAUAUCUCCCACUUGUCUUCCAAAUCUUUUAAAAAGGCUGUGGAAGCAACGGGUACCAGAUGUGCAAGCGUUGCUGUCCCGUGUGAAGGACAAGCAACAACGAAUUGCUGCCCACGCAAUUGGCAGGCGUGGUGUGCCAGAGACGCUUGAAGCUUGCCCCUUAGACCUCCCGAUUGUGGCUGGAUGGAUUCGUAAUAGGAAAGAUCAUAUGGAAGGCGAAGACAGCUAA
Molecule: messenger RNA, 2811 nt
Organism: Cyclospora cayetanensis
Lineage: Eukaryota; Apicomplexa; Conoidasida; Eucoccidiorida; Eimeriidae
Exons: 7
Source: RefSeq, a predicted model, not a curated record